Zerene cesonia (dogface butterfly) is the source of this 1788-nucleotide messenger RNA. It is a transcript of the gene APP-BP1, whose product is annotated as NEDD8-activating enzyme E1 regulatory subunit. The coding region runs from base 154 to 1758 and encodes 534 amino acids. Gene Ontology annotation, cellular component: nucleus; cytoplasm. Gene Ontology annotation, molecular function: NEDD8 activating enzyme activity; ubiquitin activating enzyme activity. NCBI's taxonomy places the organism in Eukaryota, Metazoa, Arthropoda, Insecta, Lepidoptera, Pieridae. Gene Ontology annotation, biological process: protein neddylation; ubiquitin-dependent protein catabolic process; DNA damage response. The record is from RefSeq and is a predicted model, not a curated record. The transcript has a single exon.
UAUUGAAAAGACAUGCAAUGUUUAAACUUCAGACAAAAUUUGCAAAUUCGCAAUUUCAAAGUGUUUAUUUUUAAUUGUAUAUGUAACUUUUCUUAAAUAAAUUACAAGAUUAUAAUAGAAUUUUGUUGACACAAACAGAAUUGUAAACCAGCUAUGGCAUCUUCACCGAAAUCACCAGAACAAAACGAAAAAACCAAACAGUAUGACCGGCAACUUCGUCUUUGGGGUGAUCAUGGGCAAGCUGCACUGGAAAACGGACAUAUUUGUCUUAUAAAUGCAAAUGCUUUAGGAACUGAGGUUUUGAAAUCUAUAGUUCUUCCUGGCGUGGGUGCCAUUACAAUUGUGGAUGAUAACAUUGUGAGUGAUGAGGAUAUUGGAAGCAACUUUUUUCUAGAGGUCACAAGUAAAGGAUUAAAUAGAGGAUCCGAAACUUUACGUCUGCUUUUGGAAUUAAAUGAUGCUGUACAAGGUCACUCUGUCCAAGAACCACCAGAUCAAAUCUUAAAAGAAAAUCCAGAUUUUUUCAAAGCUUUUAGUGUAGUAAUUGCAUCUUCACUUAGUGAGAAAACAGUCAAAGAUUUAUCCCAGCACUUAUGGGAGAUUAACAUUCCUUUUAUAUUUUGUAGAUCUGUUGGAUUUUUGGGUUCUUUUAGAAUACAAAUAAGGGAGCAUGCUGUUAUUGAGACACAUCCUGAUAAUGAACAAGUGGACUUACGUUUAGAUGUCCCAUUUCCAAACUUAUUAGAAUAUCUUGAUAGUAUUGAUAUUGAUAGUCUUGAUCUGAAGGACCAUGGUCAUAUUCCUUGGAUAGUCAUUUUAUACAAAUCUGUACAGAAAUGGCAAAUAAUGAACAGAGAUAGAUGGCCAAUGAGUAGGAAGGAAAAAAAUGAAAUAAAAGAUAUCAUUCAAGAAUUUAUCAGAAAAGAUGAAAAUGGUGUCCCUAUUGUUGAAGAAAACUUUGAAGAGGCAAUAAGGGCUGUUAAUACAGCUUUGGUGCCAACAUUUUUACCAGUAAAAAUUCAAGAUUUAAUUUACAGUAGUACAGCUAUAAACUUAAACAAGGAGAGUUCGUCAUUCUGGAUUAUGUGUUCAGCUCUAAGGGCUUUUGUAGAAGCAGAUGGUAAAGGAAAAUUGCCUCUGCGAGGUGUUCUACCAGAUAUGACAGCUUCUACAGAACAUUAUGUUAAAUUACAGAACAUCUACCAUACUCAAGCUUCAGCAGAUGCAGAAAUAGUCUAUAGGAAAGUACAGCAAAUUGUAUCCCAAUUACAAUGUGAUAGUAUAAGUGAAGCUGAAGUAAAACUCUUUUGUAGACAUGCACAUGAUAUACAUUUAAUAAAGGGAUCUAAUAUUGCCUCAGAGUACCAGUUAGGAAGCCCGGUUGCUUCUUACAUUGCUAGACAUUUAGAGGAACCUGAUGUGAUGAUGGUGCAUUAUAUUCUACUAAGAGCAGCAGAUAUGUUUCGGUCAGAACAUUGCCGAGCUCCUGGUGAAUGGGAACCUGAGAGUGAUAUUUCUAUCUUAAAAAACUGUGUUUCUAAAUUGCUAAGUGACAUCUCAUGCUCUCCAUUCCCCAAGGAUGAUCAUAUUCAUGAGAUGUGUAGGUAUGGAGGAGCUGAGAUUCACAGUGUAUCUGCAUUUCUCGGUGGAUGUGUGGCUCAUGAAGCUAUUAAAUUAGUUACUAAGCAAUAUAAUCCUGUUAACAAUACUUUUAUUUAUGAUGGAGCAUCUACUAAUACUGCAACAUUUACUUUUUAAGAAUGGUUUGUGUGAAUAAAUAAACUUAUA